Rattus norvegicus (Norway rat) is the source of this 7932-nucleotide messenger RNA. The record is from RefSeq and is a predicted model, not a curated record. NCBI's taxonomy places the organism in Eukaryota, Metazoa, Chordata, Mammalia, Rodentia, Muridae.
GUUCCAGGACAGCCUGAGCUACAUAGCGACAGACUUGUCUCAAGACCUCGACCACAAACCAGAGAGAUGGGGAGAGAAGAGGGAGGGAAUGCUUUGCAGAAUGUCCGGAUACAAUUCUAGGGCUCUGCGGUGUUUAACGAAGAGAAAUUGGUGGAGCUCAGACUAGGAUGAGGUAGAUGAUGAGGUAGAGGAGAGAUGUGAGGUUCAAUUUUUAACCGCCUGGCCCACAGAUCCCAGCAAGCAAAGUUUCCGCCCUUUUCUCAUCUCGAAAUGUGCAAAUACCUAAACCCUGCCUCAAUAGGUUGCCAGGGGAAUACAGUGGAUUAUUUCCGCCACCUGUCAAGAGCUCAAUUGAUUUCUUGAUGGCAAUUACUGCAAGCUACCCCCACCUCCAGGUGUCAUUGGUUGUUUUUAUUUACUAUUUAUGGAGGGAUGGUGAGACAUGGUCGCAUGUAUCUCAGGCUGGGCUUCAAGCUAGCUAUGCUGCCAGAGAAGACCUUGAAUUUUAUUGUUGGUUUGGUUCGAGUUUUGUUUUGUUUUUGUUUAUUUGAUGUUUUUUGAGACAGAGCUUCUCUGUGGAGCCCUGACUGUUCUCAAGCCCAGUAGGCCAGGCUGACCUUGAACUCAGAGAUCUGCCUGCUUCUGCGCAUGCCCACCACUUCCUGGUUAACAUUGAAUUACAGAUCCUCUGCUCCUCUCCCUUUCAAGCGCUGGGAUUAUAGGCCUGCACUACCGGGCCUAGCAUAGAGCAACGUGUUUUAGACUUAGACUUGACUAAGGAGGAGGGUCAGGAAAAUUAAGCAACGACAAGAGGUUUCGUAGGUGUGCAAAGACUGAAAAUUAACUCAAGGGGUGUUUCUGACAGUUCAUCCACAAUGUCACUGUAUCCUUGGUUCUGAGCACACAACAAGCACACUUUCAUGAGGCUCGUGCCAUAUAACUAUGGCGCCAACAAAUGUUUUCGAAAACCCCUUGGCUCAGACUUUAGACUAUUGUAUGUUAUCAAUUGCAGUGUUUUUGCUGUAGACACAAAGUUUCCUGCUCUUAGAGAAACCUGAUAACUUUAUUAUGGAAAACAAAGGCUCUUAAUACGUUCCUCUCUCUCUCAGCAUGUGUCAAAGUAACAUUUCUUUGGACUGUGAUAGAUAGAAUGCUUGGUUUUAGAAACUGCCAUCUGAAUGGCUGAUUUGAGCUUCAUAAAACAAUAAUUAAAUGAAUUUUAGCUUGGGAUUAAAAUAGACUGCCCAAUCAUUUCUGAGAUCACUUCUGCCAUUUUGUAGCAUGUCUUUAUUUGAAGUAGCUUUCUUAGCAUUAAUUAUUAUAAAAUCAAAAUACUCAUCACCUCAGAGGCAAGAAAAUCAGGAAUCCAAGAACAGCCUCAGCUAUAUAGUGAGUUCAGAGCCAACCUAGGCUACUUGAGACCCUGUCUCCCAGAUUUAAAAAAAAAAAUCAAACAAAGGGGAAAAAAACAUGCCAAAUGUCUUGCUUCUCCAUUAAAAAGCCCUCCCCUGAGACAUCAUUGAUUUACCUGUAUAUGGAUUUUGAUGGCCUCACCUCUUGUAUUUUCUCAUCUACAUUGCAUGUCUUUGCCAACAAUUCAUUCCAGACAGAAGAGAAUUCUGUGCCUGUUGUUGAAACUCUAGAGGUCAGCGACAAAAGAAAGGAGUCCGCCUCAAAGCGGCAAGAGAUGAAGAAAAGAACUCGUGUGGAGGAAGGAAACGACCCCAUAUGGAAUGAGACCCUAAUCUGGCACCUCUGGAACCAGCCGCUGGGAAAUGACUCCUUCCUGAAGGUCAUACUUCAGGAUUCAGGCUCUAAAAAGAAAGAAAGGUUCAUUGGCCUGGCCACUGUACUGCUCAAGCAACUGGUGCAAAGACCAAACGAAGUCUUUUAUGUGAAGAACCUGACCCUGCUCAACCAUUCCAUGAACCCCACUGAUUGUACCAUCACCCUACAGGUGGCCCAAAUAGAUGACCAGGGCACCAAGAUGACAGGCCAUGGGGAGCUCCUGGACUCAACUGUAAGUGAGGUGACCCAGAAGAAUCAAAUGGUCCCUGGCUUCCCCACGCACCUGUCUUCCAAGCCUCAGCACUUUCAGGUUCGGCUGAAGGUGUUUGAAGCCCGGCAACUCCUGGGUAACAACAUCAAGCCUGUAGUAAAGAUAAACAUCGCGGGCAAGCAGCAUCUCACUCGGAUCCAGAUGGGAAACAACCCUUUCUUCAAUGAGAUAUUCUUCCAGAACUUCCAUGAGGUUCCUGCAAAGUUCUUUGAGGAGAACAUCUUAAUCGAGGUGGUGGACUCUGCCGCAUCGAGAUCUAAAGCAGAGAUCGGGAGAUUCCAGAUAGACAUUGGAUUUAUCUACCAUUCCCCAGAUCACACACUUCAAAGGAAAUGGUUAGGCCUCUGCCAGCGAAAUAAGACCACCAGUGGAAUCAGAGGCUACUUGAAAGUGACCAUCUGCGCACUCGGUGUGGGGGAUGAGGCACCGGUAGAUCAAAAGCUGCCCUAUGAGGAUGACAGCCAGGUCAAGAUCUUCAAGUCAACACAAGUUCCAGUCAGCCUGGCUUACUUACAGUUCUUCAUCUACUGUGCAGAGGACCUCCACUUCAGGAACCCUCAGUCGGCCACUCCUGCGUUGGAGGUUGAACUAAUUGGGGACAAGCUCAGGACAUAUCCAAAGAGCCAGUCCGACAGCCCCAUAUGGAACCAAAUCCUCACCUUCCAGAUUCAGCUGCCCUGCCUCUCUAGCUACAUCAAAUUCAGAGUCUUGGACUGCUCCAAAAGCAAUUGCCGGGAUGAGAUUGGGUCUGCCAGCUUGUGCCUCAGCCAAAUCUCGUCCACCGGAGAGGAGAUCCAAGGGAUGUACUCUGGCUUCCUGCCCUGCUUUGGUCCCAGCUUCCUGACUCUCCGUGGGGGUGAAAAGCCCCCUUUCAGGACCACAGAGGAAGGCACUUGCAUCCUCGAUGCUGUUAAUAAGGAUGGUUUAGCUUACCGUGGCCGAAUCUUUAUAGAGAUAGUCACCAAGAUCAAGUCUCAGCAAGACUCUGUGAUGAAGGACCUGUCUCAGGAAGUGAUCAAGGUGGAGAUGCAGCAGUAUCGUCAGAAGUAUGGGCUGUGCGUUGUCUUCCUCUCCUGUACCAUGAUGCCCAAAUUUAAGGACCUGAUUCAAUUUGAGGUCAGCAUGGGCCACUAUGGAAACAAGAUGGAUCCAAACUACAAGCCUCUUGUGUCCACCACACAGCACAGCCCGGUGAUAUACGAUGGGACUAGCUACCAUUAUGUGCCCUGGUACAACACGAAGCCCGUGGUAGCUGUGACUUCCAACUGGGAGGAUGUCAGCUUCCGGAUGAACUGCCUUAACCUCCUUCACGUCACCCGGGAUCGCCUGAAAACCAACCUGGACAUCCUGAAAUCCAUACGGAACCCCAGGGAUCCAGCUCUGCUCCAACAGUGGGAGAAACUGCUGAAGGAUCUGCAGGAGGACUGCCGGGGCCCUCUGCCUUGUAUGACUGAUCAGCCCAGAGCUAACAACUUAGACAAGAAUAAAUGGAAGCUUCGCAGCUAUCUCCUGCAGCAACUUGAGCAAAGGGCCAAGGAAGCCAAGCCAGUGAACAUGGUGGGCACAGCAGAGGACUGGUUGCGCCGUCUCAACACUGUGAUCCCUGAGCCCCAGGAAAGCCUCCCGGAUGUGCUGAUCUGGUUGAUGUCCGGGCAAAAACGAGUGGCCUAUGCUCGGAUACCCGCCCACACUGUCCUGUUCUCCACAGCAGGACCCAUGAGCUCUGGCAAGUUCUGUGGGAAGAUUCAGAACCUCCUCUUACAGUACCCAGAAGGGGAAGGACAGAACAUACUCCCAGCCUACCUCCGGGUCUGCAUGUGGCUUGGCAACGUCAAACACAGCAAGAAUCUAAAGCUGCUUCAGCAGGGCACCAUGGUGGUGUAUGCAGAGACGUAUGAAAAUCAAGCCAAGAUCAAAGACGACUGGGGACAGCAAGGGCUAUACUACUGCCCCAACUUCUCAGAUGUCAUGGGACGCAAGGCUCUCCCCAAGACAGACUUCAGGGCUCCCCCAGAAUGGCAUUGGAAGGCCGACUGGGUAAUAGAGCCUCAGAGGAGACUCCUUCUGGACAUAGACAUCAACAAGAGCCAGGUUCUGGAAGAGGUGUACGAGAACCAGAGUCGCAACGCCACAGGUGCCUGGGUGCCUGCAGCUAUCCCCAACACGGAUGUGAAUGGACAGCCUGUGGAAGCCCCGGAGAAUGUGAAGUGUCCCCAAGGCUGGCACUUUAAGAAGAACUGGAUUGUGGAGCUCAACCAUGCAGUGGACAGUGAAGGCUGGGAGUAUGGAGUGGGGAUCCCACCCUCCGGCCUGCCCCAGAUCUGGAACUCGGUGGAAAAGACUUACCACUCGUGCCGCCGGCGACGGUGGGUGCGCGUGCGCUUUCGGAAUCACAGGGAGGUGGGCCAGAAGCUGAGCCUGGAGGAGGAGACCCUCUCCUUCCUGCAGAUGCAAGACCUCUCUGAGGAGGGAAAGGAGGGCUGGGAGUAUGGCACAUUCGGCUCUAGGUUCCACCUGGACCCUCAGCCCACAAGCCGGUUCCGUCGUCGCUGCUGGCACCGACAGCUGGCGCCCAACGAGGACAGGGGUGUAGCUCCCAUAUUCCUCCUGGAGGGAUCUUUGGAAGUGGAGCAGAAAAAACAACCAAAGAAGGAAGUGGAGAGGACAUGGGCGUGGCAGCACUGGAAGGACUGGAGGCGUGCCCCGGAGGACCCCCGGAUCCCCACCAUGCCUUUCAUCUACUGCACCCUCAAUAAGCCUCACUACUACCAGCUUUUCUGUUACAUCUACCAGGCCCGGAAUCUGAUGUACAACCAGGUCCUGACCUUUCAGGAGUCUUUCAUCCAAGUGGUCUUCCUGAACCACAGCUUGUGCACCCAGACCCUGAAAAGCUCUGCAGCUCCGACGUGGUCCCAGACGCUCAUCUUCCAGCACCUUCUGCUGUUUGAAGACCCCAAAGAUACCAGAGAGAACCCCCCACUUGUGGCACUAGAAUUGUGGCAACAUGACUCACGGGGAAACAAGAUCUUGUGGGGACGGAGCAUGUGGCCCCCAGUCGUCUGGCUGGGCCUCCAAGACUGGGUCUUUACCCCCCUGAGGUGGCACCCUCUUGUAAGAGAGUUGGGAGAGGAAGAGGGUGAGAUCUUGGCAUCCUGUGAGCUGAUCUUAGAAACACGGAAGCUGAAAGAGUUACAUCUGCCAAUCCUAAGUGUCCCCUGUAAGAACGGGAUUUACAUGCUGCCCAAGAACAUUCGGCCUAACAUGAAAAUGAUGGCCAUUGAGAUCAUGGCCUGGGGCCUUCGGAACAUGAAGAAUGUGCGUUACCCCCAGCUCUUGCUGGAAUGUGGGGAAAAGUCCCUGAGGACAGAACCCAUCAGCAACUUCCAGGAGAAUCCCAACUUCCCUACAUCUACCUUCUUCUUCACGGUGUUCAUGCCUAUGGAGGAGUCCCACGCACAGCCCCUGGUGGUGAAAGUACUGGACAACCAGGCAUAUGGCCAGCAGACUGUGGUCGGUCAAGCCAACAUUGACUUCCUCCAGCCCUAUUUCUGUGACCCCUGGUCUCUCAACUACACAACUGUAAAGCUGCCAACACUGUCUAUUAAGAAGCCUAACACCUUCCUAGACUUAGUCUACAAGAAGUUCUGGUUUGAUUCCAGCAAAGACGAGGGUGAGUAUGAGCAGGACGUGGACUGGUGGAGCAAGCUAUCCUGGGCCACGGGCAAUGAAGACAAGUCCCUGAAGUACAACUACAAAAGCUACCAUACCCUAAAGGUAUAUGACUGUGAGCUGGAGACCAUUCAGGCCUUCCAGGGCCUGCAGGACUUUUGCCAGACCUUCAAACUUUACCAAGAGAAGCCCAAGGUGGACAGCCCUGUGGUAGGGGAAUUCAAGGGCCUCUUCCGAAUCUACCCCUUUCCUGAGGACCCAGAUGCCCCUAAACCUCCACGUCAGUUCUCGGCUUGGCCUGAGAUCGAGGACUUCCCUCAGAUGUGCUUGGUACGAGUGUACCUGAUUCGAGCCAUCAACCUGCAGCCACAGGACUACAAUGGCCUGUGCGACCCUUAUGUGAUCCUGAAACUGGGACAGACAAAACUCGGCAGCCGGGACUCAUACCACCCCAACACUCUAGACCCCAUCUUUGGCACGAUGUAUGAGCUCACCUGUAACAUCCCACUGGAGAAGGACCUGGAGAUCCAGCUGUAUGACUUUGACCUAAUUACUGCUGAUGAUGAAAUUGGAACUACAGUUAUUGACCUUGAGAACCGACUUCUGUCUGGCUUUGGGGCCCGUUGUGGGCUCUCUAAAUCCUACUGCAAGUCAGGGCCCUUUAAGUGGAGGGAUCAGAUGACCCCGAGCUACCUUUUGUACCGAUAUGCCAAACAGAAAGGGCUGCCUCCACCCGUAUUUGACCUUGAGGGAGAUUCAAUUUACUACAAUGGGGAAAAGUUCAAGUUGCAGAGUUUUGAGCCCACACCCCCCACCUAUGAGAAUUUGGGGCCUAAGAAGGAGCGCCUGGCACUGUACAUCCUAAACACACAGGGGCUGGUUCCUGAGCACGUAGAGACUCGCACACUGCACAGUAACAGCCAGCCAGGUAUCGACCAGGGAAAAAUACAAAUGUGGGUGGAUAUCUUCCCCAAGAUGCUGGGGCCUCCUGGGCCAGAAGUCAACAUCAGCCCCAGGAAGCCUAAACGGUACCAACUGCGUUGUAUCAUCUGGAGCACGGCUGAAGUGGACCUGGUCCGAGAGACUUUCAGUAGAGACAAAAUGAGUGAUAUCUACGUGAAAGGGUGGCUCUUUGGGCUAGAGAAGGAUGCUCAGAAGACAGAUGUCCACUAUCACUCCUUGACUGGGGAGGCCAUCUUCAAUUGGAGGUUCAUCUUUAACAUGGACUAUCUGAUGACGGAGCGGGUAUGCGUCCAAAGCCAGAAGGACUACAUAUGGAGCCUGGAUCCCACAUCAGUGAAGUUUCCGGCUCGACUUAUCAUCCAGAUAUGGGACAAUGACUUCUUUUACCCAGAUGACUUCUUAGGGGUCUUGGAGAUGGAUUUAUCAGACAUGCCCCUUCCGGCUAAGAACAGCAGGCAAUGCUCCCUCAAGAUGAUGGAGACGGAAUCCAAAUGGCCCUUCACCCCACAGAAGCAUAUCUCUCUCUUUAAGAAGACCAAUGUAACUGGAUGGUGGCCUUGUCAGGUCCACGAAGAUGACAAGUGGCGUUUGUCGGGUAAAAUCAAGAUGACCCUUGAGAUGCUGUCAGAGAAGGAAGCUCUAAUCAGGCCAGCCGGGCAAGGCCAGUCCGAACCCAACCAGUUCCCUACACUUCAUGCUCCUGAGCGAAAUGACUCCUUUUUACUGUGGUACCGGUCACCUAUUAAAAACUUCUGCUAUGCUGUCUGCAAACGCUACCGCUCCAAAAUCAUUUGCUUGGUGGUGAUCCUGGUUAUAGGGUUUAUAUUGUUCAAAUUCGUCUAUUCAGCUCCGAACUAUUUAACCAUGAACUGGAUCAAACCUAAACUUCGGCUGUAUCCGCCCAUUAAAAUAGUCAACGUCAUCGGUUCGGUGAAUACCAGCAGCCUCAACUCGUCCUUGUUUACCAUGGAAGGCUCAAAGCUGAAGCCUUUAAAAGACCAUGGGCCAACAUUGGUCAAGUACCCAGGAAUCACGUAAGAGAUGUCUUCCCAGAGAUUCCAGCUCCUUCCUCUCACCAGCCAAGCACCAAGCACCCUGUGUCUUGGGUUUCCAGGCAGAUCCUUGUUUGAGUUUUGUAGGAAAUGCCCGAGGGGCUGUGCACACUGACGCACAUGUUUAGAGACCACUUCUGACAAGAGCAAAGCUAUAAUUUUCUACUGAAAUAAAUGUUUUUUCCAACA